Molecule: messenger RNA, 515 nt
Organism: Cetraspora pellucida
Lineage: Eukaryota; Fungi; Glomeromycota; Glomeromycetes; Diversisporales; Gigasporaceae
Source: the annotation of a GenBank genome assembly
UAAGGAUGAGCAUGUACAAUCUGGAACAUCCACAUUAAAAAAAAGAAAAUCAAAUAAUUCCAUAUUAUCUCUUGAUGCUUACUACAAUCCAAAAGAAGCCAUCGAUAAAGCUAAAGAAAUCAGAGCAAACAAAGCACUAAUUAAAUGGAUAGUGUGGUCUGGUAUUUUAUUUUCUGCAUUUGAUUGUCCAUAUUUUGAAGACUAUAUUAAAAUAUUGAAUUAUGGAUAUAAUUCACCUAAGCAAACCUCAUUAGCAUUAUCAAUUCUGGAUAUAGAAGCUUGGUGUAGUCCAACAAAGCAUAGCAUAUAUGCAUUUGUAAUAAUGACAGAUAAUAGGAAGCAAUAUGUCUAUUCAUUGCACAAUUUUUCAAUAUAUCCUCAUAUAGCAAAUUUUAAUACUAAAAAAAUAUUAGAAAUACUAGAAAAAGUUGGGCCUGAAAAAUUUGUUGCUGUAGUUUUUGUUGCAGAAUCAGCAAUGAUGGCAGCAAAAUUUCCUUACAUUUUAUCUAUCAGAU